UGCCGCCGCUGCACCCGAGGGCUCUGGGCCCCGCACGCCCGCGCGCGCUCUGCACCGGCCAUGGAGGGGCCCGGGAGCCUGUGCAAGAAAGCCAAGCUGGGCAACAGCGCGCAGAACUGGGGCAUGCAGAGAGCGACCAAUGUCACCUACCAAGCUCACCAUGUCAGCAGGAACAAGAGAGGGCAGGUGGUGGGGACCAGAGGUGGUUUUCGUGGCUGCACUGUUUGGCUCACAGGCUUGUCUGGAGCUGGGAAGACCACAGUGAGCAUGGCUUUAGAGGAGUACUUGGUUUGCCAUGGUAUUCCGUGUUACACCUUGGACGGCGAUAAUAUUCGUCAGGGUCUGAAUAAAAACCUCGGCUUUAGUCCUGAAGACAGAGAAGAGAAUGUCCGGCGCAUUGCCGAGGUGGCGAAGCUGUUUGCAGAUGCAGGCCUGGUGUGCAUCACGAGUUUCAUUUCUCCCUACACCCAGGAUCGCAACAAUGCGAGACAAAUCCACGAGGGUGCAAGUUUACCCUUUUUUGAAGUAUUUGUUGAUGCUCCCCUGCAUGUAUGUGAACAGAGGGACGUCAAAGGACUCUAUAAAAAGGCACGAGCUGGAGAAAUCAAAGGUUUCACUGGGAUCGAUUCUGAGUAUGAAAAACCCGAGGCUCCGGAGCUGGUGCUGAAAACAGAUUCCUGCGAUGUGAACGACUGUGUGCAGCAAGUGGUGGAGCUCCUGCAGGAAAGGGACAUUGUGCCUGUGGAUGCCUCAUACGAAGUCAAGGAACUGUAUGUGCCGGAAAAUAAACUUCACUUGGCAAAAACAGAUGCAGAAACAUUACCAGCACUAAACAUUAAUAAAGUGGACAUGCAGUGGGUUCAGGUCCUGGCAGAAGGCUGGGCCACCCCGCUGAAUGGAUUCAUGAGAGAGCGCGAGUACUUGCAAUGCCUUCACUUUGAUUGCCUCCUGGAUGGGGGCGUCAUUAACCUGUCAGUGCCCAUCGUUCUGACGGCCUCCCACGAGGACAAAGAGCGGUUGGACAGCUGCACAGCCUUUGCCCUUGUAUAUGAGGGCUGCCGCGUGGCUAUUCUCCGUAAUCCAGAGUUUUUCGAGCACCGAAAAGAAGAGCGCUGUGCCCGACAGUGGGGGACAACCUGCAAGAAUCACCCCUACAUCAAGAUGGUAAUGGAGCAAGGAGAUUGGCUGAUUGGAGGAGAUCUUCAAGUCUUAGACCGCAUCUAUUGGAAUGAUGGGCUGGAUCAGUAUCGCUUGACCCCCACUGAAUUGAAGCAGAAGUUCAAGGAUAUGAAUGCUGAUGCCGUCUUCGCCUUUCAGCUUCGCAACCCAGUGCACAAUGGGCAUGCUCUGUUAAUGCAGGACACACACAAGCAACUUCUGGAGCGGGGCUACCGGCGCCCUGUACUCCUCCUCCACCCACUCGGUGGCUGGACCAAGGAUGAUGAUGUUCCCUUAAUAUGGCGCAUGAAGCAGCAUGCGGCGGUGCUGGAGGAGGGCAUCUUGAACCCCGAGUCAACCGUGGUGGCCAUCUUCCCAUCUCCCAUGAUGUAUGCUGGGCCCACGGAGGUCCAGUGGCACUGCAGAGCACGGAUGGUGGCAGGAGCCAAUUUUUAUAUCGUUGGACGGGAUCCUGCUGGCAUGCCUCAUCCAGACACAGGGAAGGAUCUUUAUGAGCCAAGUCAUGGUGCCAAAGUGCUGACAAUGGCUCCAGGCCUCAUCACCUUGGAAAUUGUUCCAUUUCGUGUGGCAGCUUAUAACAAGAAGAAGAAGCGCAUGGACUACUAUGACUCCGAACACCAUGAAGACUUCGACUUUAUUUCUGGAACACGAAUGCGUAAACUUGCCCGAGAAGGGCAGAAACCUCCAGAAGGUUUCAUGGCACCCAAGGCCUGGACGGUACUGGUAGAGUACUACAAGUCUCUGGAGAAGGCCUAGCCAGUGGACGGCUUUGACACAUCACUGAGGACCUGGAAGGACCCUGGGGCUGCUGUUGGUCUCUCUCUGUGGCAGCAUCAAUCUAUAUACACAUCCUAAAGGACCACCCUUUUCCUUAACUAGCAUCAGUUUGGUCUGCCUUCUGAAUUGUUUUGAACUAAUAUAACACUCUGUUGGUUUUAAUAUCUCUUUUCCACUAAUUGCAGUUAAUAUUCCUACAACAAUUUUAAAAUCUUGUCUUUUUUUAUAUUGUAUUUAUGCUUCUCUCCUAUAAUUUUUUUCAAACUGUUUUCUUUGUUGUAAUUAAUAGUAAAACACUGAGUGUCACUUUCUCCCCUUGGUGAAAAAGGAGUAAAAUCCACUGAAUAAGAAACAAAGCUUGACUGAGAGAAUUUGACAGAUCGUCUAUUGAUAGCAAUUAGGUUUUGUUUUUCUACAUUGGAACUUUAAACUGUCUUCUUUCUUUGUAGUCAGCGACUUAACUCUCAGCUCUUAUAAUGUCAAAUACCCUGAUGGUCUGUAUAAACCCCAAAUGAACUUUAUUCCAUAAAAUUAAA
Messenger RNA from Suncus etruscus (white-toothed pygmy shrew), 2492 nucleotides. It is a transcript of the gene PAPSS1, whose product is annotated as 3'-phosphoadenosine 5'-phosphosulfate synthase 1. Gene Ontology annotation, molecular function: sulfate adenylyltransferase (ATP) activity; adenylylsulfate kinase activity; ATP binding. NCBI's taxonomy places the organism in Eukaryota, Metazoa, Chordata, Mammalia, Eulipotyphla, Soricidae. Bases 61 to 1935 code for a protein of 624 amino acids. The record is from RefSeq and is a predicted model, not a curated record. The transcript is spliced from 12 exons. Gene Ontology annotation, biological process: 3'-phosphoadenosine 5'-phosphosulfate biosynthetic process; sulfate assimilation.